GAAUUUCUUAGUCAGUUGUUGUUGCUGCAAUUGUGCUGUGUUCAAAGUGGUGGUGGUUGUUGUUGUUGUGGUGUCUGUUGUAUUUAUUAGCCGUAAAGUGUAAAGUGAGAUCAUCUAGCCAUCAAGCAAACCACCAUGCCCGCUCAUACACAUACAGCGACGAACGUCAAACAUUCACACGAAUAGUGCCCCCAUCAACAAUGGCAUGCUGUUUACAAGACGAAAAUAUAUUCACUUGUUGCUUUUGUUGUUACUCAUUUUGGCUAUGCCUCUUGGAGCAGAUGUACAGCUCCAUUUGGUUGUUCUCUCUUGGCGCUGAGUUCAUUCAAUUGCAUGCGUUGGGCGCCACUUAUCUACAAACACCGCCACUGUAUACCGCGGACAAUUAUCACCAAUGUGUUGUACACCAAAGGGCUACCUAUUGUAUGGUAUAUGUAGAAAUUCAACCCGAUAAUGGUUCCGAGAUAUGGCAAAAAAUUAAGGGUAACCAUAGUUCAACUAAAUUUCGCUAUCGACAUGAUCAAGUGUAUCGCGGUAUAUGCGCAAUUAACAUAAAAAACCAUUCGUCUCAAACGUUAAACAUAUCACCAACAAAUGCCCAUUCAAAAAAUCCUCACAGUGACAACGUGCAUAUGGCCAAAGAACUCUGGAAAAUAUCUCGUAGGCAAAAAUCCAUUGGGCUGUAUGAACAACAAUUGCAUGAGCACAUCAAUGAGGAAAUGCAAACCAAAUAUAAUUUGAGUGCGAAAACUUUUGUAACGUACUGUGAAAAUCCCAAGGAACCAUUAAACAAAGAGCCUUCAUAUUACUAUGCGAUUUCUUUAUUGAUCGCGAUUGGCAUUCUUAACAUUCUUUCAACUAUCUUCGAUGCCUACUUUAAAAUGCAAUACACAAAAAAUAGGAGUAACAUUGAAUAUGGGUAUUAUGACGUAGCUCACAAAUUUCCAGAUCUAAGCUUCAUGGAUGGCUUUCGCAGUAUAUUGUCAUUUGUAAUAGUCUUCGAACACAUGAACUUGAUCCAAUUCUUGCCACUGCAUAAUCCUCACUUUUUGGAGAAGUCCAUCACAACUUCGUUUGCGUUGUCCAUGAUCCAUAUGGUGGCCUGCAUAGAAUUAUUUUUUGUUAUGAGUGGCCUAUUCUUGUACCUAAAGUUUGACCAAAAUGGCUUGAUAACAAAACAAUCCAGUCUUAAAGAAUGCUUCAAAGUUUAUGGCCGCAUGAUGGCAUCGAGAUAUUUAAGAUAUAUGCCCUCCAUUCUAUUGCUAAUACUAUUUUCCUCCAGUAUUUUGCUAUACCUUGGGACAGUUAAGUUUCUCUCACCUUUAUGGAGACACCUUGUAGAGCCCAAUGUUGUCAUGUGUCAAAAUAAAUGGUGGUCGAAUGUCUUUAUGGUCUCAAAUUUAAAGUUCAAUAACUACUGUUGGUUGCAUACCUGGUACAUCGCUGCAGACUUUCAGUUAUAUGCCAUUUUUCUAUUCAUUUUGGUUUUAUCGGCAAAAUAUCCGCAAUGGAAAAAAUACCUAUACACUCUAAUAGGAGUUCUUGGCAUACUUCUUCCAAGCGCCAUAAGUUAUAUAAAAAAAUUGGACUCCGUAGUGACUAUGAGUUUUGAAAAUUAUCGCCACAUGUAUGUGAAAAACGCCGAAACGGGUGAACACAUGUACAUUAGUUCAUAUGCCAAUCUUAAUGCGUUUUUCGUGGGCAUUAUCUGCGGCGAAUUGUACGUUAAGUACCUGAAGCAUGACAAAUAUAAACGUCUGGUGGGAGACUUCCUUAAACCAUUACCUCCAUUGGGCUGUCUUUGCAUAGCAUUCAUUUGGUAUUUAGGUUCGAAAUUAAUCCUGCAGGAAGCUUCAAUAUGGACAGCUUUAUUCGCCAUACUAUAUAAAAAUGUAGUAGUCUACAUAGUGGUCACUAUUGUCAUAUUGAGAAAAAUGUGCAUGGGCAGUGGGUUCCUUUCCUUGCCUAUAUUCCGUUUGGUGGCACGGAUAUCUUAUCAAAUUUAUCUGUGGCAUGUCAUUGUACUUCAUAUAAUAUUGGGAUCAUAUAAGCAACCACUUAAUGUAACAGGUCUCCUCAUGAGUAAGGUAUUUUUCGCCACCUAUAUUUCAUCCGUUGCAUUGGCAUUAGUUCCGGCUGUCAUGGUGGAGUAUCCAAUAGCCGAGAUUCUGAAUGUUAUUGAAAUAAAAAAACGUCCAAAAAAUCAGAAGACAGAAAGACAGAAACUCACAUAUACAGCUUUUGAAAAUAUCGGUACAUUACAUAGGAAAAUCUACAUGAACGUGGGCAAAUGA
Messenger RNA from Stomoxys calcitrans (stable fly), 2294 nucleotides. RefSeq lists its product as uncharacterized. The coding region runs from base 201 to 2294 and encodes 697 amino acids. The record is from RefSeq and is a predicted model, not a curated record. NCBI's taxonomy places the organism in Eukaryota, Metazoa, Arthropoda, Insecta, Diptera, Muscidae. Gene Ontology annotation, molecular function: acyltransferase activity, transferring groups other than amino-acyl groups. The transcript is spliced from 11 exons.